This is a messenger RNA of Trypanosoma cruzi, 403 nucleotides long. Its product is annotated as retrotransposon hot spot (RHS) protein, putative. Lineage: Eukaryota; Euglenozoa; Kinetoplastea; Trypanosomatida; Trypanosomatidae. The annotation marks the transcript as partial. The record is from RefSeq and is a predicted model, not a curated record. The transcript has a single exon.
AUGUCUGGAAGGCCGGAGAGUGUACAAGGCGGCAAUGUGGAGAGUCGAGCGCCUACUUUGCCGCAAGGAGAUCGUCAGAGGAGAGCGAGGUCGGACUUCCAUACUGAGACCGAUCAACCCGAUGCGACUCGCAGAGGAGUGGAGAAAAGGCAGCAACCGAACUGGACCCUUGACAGUUGGGUGGAGGAUGUACUGCUGGAGGGAAAGGAACGCAUCACCAGCAUGGGGCUGAACGAAUUCCUUCGUAAUUUUUUUGGCGGCAUGGGCGUUGUGGACACCAAUGAGGACGUCUCUAUGGAGAGUUUUCUUACGAACCCUUUUUCUUUCUCCAACGGCGAAACGUCAUUGUGCACAAUAGCGGAAUCGCCGUUAUGCCGAGAGACGAAAAUACUAUUGGAGGCUG